AUGAUUUUAGAUGUAAGCGAUGAAGCGCUAUUUGGGAUGAGUUGUGAGGAACAUCGGGAGGAAUUAUCCGAGUGGUCUCAGUGCAUCAUACCGCACGGUGAUCUAACCGAUGCAAUCACCCUCUUUUUGAGAAGUGUGAAACAUUUUGGUUGUAAACUUCCACCUAGAAAAGUAAUCAAAUUUGGACUCAACUUUUUGCGUAACAAUUCGAACAACUAUUUGGAGCAUCCACUCUAUAAACGAAUUACCGUUCAAAACUGUGGCAAAUGUAGCCGACGGGUUAGAUGUUGCAAGAGGUCAAAAUCAUUUCUCGCUCAAGCUUAUGAGUCAGAAGCAUGCUCUGGAUCAGAUGCUGUUUGUGUGUUCGAUCCACUUUCAGACAGCGAUUUACGAGAGCUUCUGGAAAGAUAUCCAAAUGUAAUGCCACCAGCAGAUCGAUGUAAUGUAUCAAACUACGUGUCUGCUGAACUGAUAACAUUAAGCAAAGGACCAGCAUAUCAAUACGUGGAACCACUGCUGUAUCAGAUAUUAGGUACCAGAAUACCCGCUGUAAAUUGCGUUCUGCGCGAUGGUAAAUGUCAUUGCUGUUGCUUUUCAUUUAUUCCUCAACCGGAUGGUUAUUGUUACUUAAAUACUAAUAUAUCAACGCCAUCACAUCCUUCCCGUUUAUAA
Messenger RNA from Acanthocheilonema viteae, 672 nucleotides. The record is from the annotation of a GenBank genome assembly. NCBI's taxonomy places the organism in Eukaryota, Metazoa, Nematoda, Chromadorea, Rhabditida, Onchocercidae.